Medioppia subpectinata is the source of this 1032-nucleotide messenger RNA. NCBI's taxonomy places the organism in Eukaryota, Metazoa, Arthropoda, Arachnida, Sarcoptiformes, Oppiidae. The record is from the annotation of a GenBank genome assembly.
AUGUCAUUUAAACUGAGUGACAAUAAUGUCUAUUAUGCGUCCGAAGAGUACCGCUCGACGGCUCACAUCUCGUCCAUCGAUGAGUAUAAAAAACUAUACCAGAAGUCAGUUUCAGAUCCCGAAGGCUUUUGGAUGAAAAUCGCGAAUCACUUCUUCUGGAAGCGAUGGCCACAAGAAGUAGAGGUCGUGUCCUAUAAUUUCGAUGUCACUAAAGGACCCGUUUGUGUCAAAUGGUUAGACGGAUGUCAAACCAAUAUGUCUUACAAUAUCUUGGAUUUGAUUAUCAAUAAAGGACUCGGAGAUCGUGUCGCCUAUUAUUGGUUAGUGGAAUCCAAUGAUGAUAAAUCACACAAACAAAUCACUUACAAUGAAUUACUGCGCUAUGUCUGCAAAUUUGCAAAUGUGUUGAAAGGGUUGGGCAUUAAAAGGGGUGAUAGAGUGGCCGUAUAUAUGUCGGUGACCAUAGAGUUGGUCAUUGUUAUGUUGGCAUGCGCUCGCAUCGGUGCCAUUCACUCUGUCAUUUUCGCCGGAUUCUCGGCCGAAGCUCUGGCCGACCGUAUAAUAGACGCCAAUUGUGUAGUAUUAGUGACUUUUGACGGCGCCUUUCGGGCCAACAAAUUCAUACCAUUGAAAUCAAUCGCCGACUCAGCACUCAAUCUAUGCAAACAAAUGAACCACAGAGUAAAAGCAUGUAUUGUGAGCCCACACUUAAAUCUCAAUAGGAUUAACAUAAUUGAUGUCAACAACAAUAAUAAUACAGAUUAUAAUUCAGUGAUUAAUUGGGACCCAAAUGUGGACAUCCUAUGGACUGAUGUCAUGACUAAUGUUAGCGACUAUUGCGAACCCGAAUGGAUGGAGGCUGAAGACCCACUCUUCGUACUUUAUACCAGUGGAAGUACGGGAAAGCCUAAAGGGAUUGUCCACACAAUCGGCGGUUAUCUCCUCUACUCUUACCUAACAUUCAAAACAGUAUUCAAUUACACCGACGGAGACGUGUUUUUCUCGACCGCAGACUUGGGAUGGAUUACUGGC